Messenger RNA from Triticum turgidum subsp. durum (durum wheat), 1047 nucleotides. The record is from the annotation of a GenBank genome assembly. NCBI's taxonomy places the organism in Eukaryota, Viridiplantae, Streptophyta, Magnoliopsida, Poales, Poaceae.
AUGAGUAUACACAAACGCGUGUAUAUCGACACGAUGCUACUAGAGAAUCCACAGACCACACACCUGAACACACACACAAAAAAGCUGCCUUUGAUGGCCACCAAGGCCCCGAGCUGCUCCACCCGCUUCAGAUCUCCGGCCAGCGCCGUUUGGUUCCUGCCGGCCGCCGUCUUCAUCCUCCUGCUCCUCCUUCUGCGCCGCCCGACCAUGGACCCCUAUGCUCCCGCUUCUCCUCGUGGUCCCGUGUCUUCCCGGCGCGCCGAUCUGUACGGCAGGAUGGCUCGGGACCUUGAUGAGCGCGGCGCGGCGUUCUUGAAGGGCGGCGAGACGUCGCAGUCCCUCACGCUCUCGGACCUCUUCGACAUCAGGGACGGCGCCGUCGUGCCCAAGCUCAAGGCCGCCGACCCGCCGGUGCGUGCAAACGUGCUCUACCUGGAGCCGGUGUUCGCCGCCGAGAUAGCGAAGGCUGUGAAGGAAGUAUUUCUUCCUUAUUUUGAUAAAGCUAUCUGGUUCCAAAAUUUGAGCAUGUAUCACUUCAGUAUGUUUCAUGCCUCCCAUCAUCUGGAGCCAAUCUUAGCAACCAAGGAUGAGAUUGAAGCCGAAGUCGAUGCUGUAAAAGGAGUUACUGAGGCUGUUUGUCCCCUUAAAAUUUCCUUGGAUCGAGUGGUUUUGACGUCAACUGGAGUUCUUCUUGGCCUGUGGCAGGUUGAAUCUGGUACUGAUCCUGCCGACAUCCGCUCAAAAUUGAGAGAAGCUCUACCUCGAGCACCCCAAAAGCAGUUGUAUGAUCCUGUUCUCCUCCACACAUCCUUUGCGCGAAUUCUGGGACCUCCUAAGCUCCCACAACAGGAGGACACAUCAUCUUUCAGUCACAUCAAAUUCUUCCAUGACCUCGUUGCACAGGUUAAUGGGAAAAUCCGUGGCUUCCAGGCAAAGGUAUCAGAGCUGUGGUAUGUAGAGGAGUACGAUGUGCUAGCCCUAGCACUGAAUGGAAAGAUGAGAGUGCGGAGGCUCCACCUUGGCUGCAAUGAGGGCCAAGAUAACUGA